ACUUACAAUGUGAUAUUGAUAUCUAUAUACAACUUCAAGUUGCAGUUAGGUUUAGGUUCAACAAUAACUUUAAAAUAUUUGUAUUUAUUUAGUAGGUAUUUGCCAUUUAGUACGUAUUACGUACAUAGGUAGUAGGUACCUACUAAAUGCUAAUACCUAUUAUAUAGUAUGAUUUCUGGUUUUGAAUUUGAAUUUAUUUGUAAUUGAAUUUCAUUAAGCUUUUGAACGUAUUAUCUAUUUUCUCUUGUUAAUCAUUACCAAAUACCAUAUCACAUAGUAAUAGUAGUAUAGUUCGUGUUACUAUUAGUGAACUACCAAAAUGGAGGUUAAAAAUCCACAAGUAGCCGUACUCUGUAACAACGAGGUUUAUGAAUUACUAAAAAAAACUCAAGAAAAUACAAAACUCAUUGGAGGUAUGAACCAUUCAACAAUUUUAUAUGAGGUUAACAAAUAUUUAGAGCAAAGAGCAUGUGCAGAACAAAAUGCAAAUAAAAUAAGAGAAUUCCUAAUCGAAUUAAAACAUAUGCCAAUCAGUCUGACAAAAAAGGAAAAACUGAUGUUAGUUAACGAUCCACCAGACUCAGUUUUACGAUUAUCCUUGGGUAUCAAAGAUUUCUAUGAUAGACUCAGCGAACCAGAAACUGAAAUGUUAUUAUAUGCUACAAAAAAAUUUUCUGGAGAGUUAGAAAUUAUUACUAAACAAGAACUAGUAGAAGAAGAAGAACAAGAAGUUAAUUAAUCUAUGGUUUUUUAAAAUAGCUAAAAAAAUUCAAGACUGAUAUUGAUAAUACAAUUUUACACAAGUAUUUGUGCAUCUUAAAUUUAUUAUGUGACAUUUUUUAAAGUUAAAUUUGCUUUUGGAACAUUAUAGCUCUUGAGUAUGCUUGUAAGACUAAAAAAUAAAGCAGUUUCAAAAUUAUCUGAUGAUCGCUAGCAUUAAAAAUACCUUAUGAAUUGUAUUAUGAAGUUUGGCUUUUGAGAAUAUCUUAUCAAUUUCAAUUUUUCAAACAAACAUAUAUUCAUCAUUCAGAUUAUUUAAAUUGCAGUUGCAUAAUAUUUUCUUGAUUUUUAUGAAUCUACAUGCUCCAGAUAUUUUGUUGUUCAAAAUCAAAUUUAUUUUUCUGUUCCAUAGCCUGUUAUAUAACUGCUGUUAUUCUAAUAACUUGUAUUGAUCUAUUUCUAAAAUAUCAAACAUCAUUUUGAAAGUUCUUCGUUAAUACAUCUUAACUAAUAAUAAUAAUGUGGUAACCUUCGAGCCCAUUGAGUAAAUGUAACUUAAUUUCAUAGAUGGAGGUGUAAUUAUGUAUGGAUUAUU
Messenger RNA from Myzus persicae (green peach aphid), 1315 nucleotides. RefSeq lists its product as uncharacterized. Gene Ontology annotation, cellular component: RNA polymerase III complex. Gene Ontology annotation, molecular function: nucleotide binding. The record is from RefSeq and is a predicted model, not a curated record. The transcript is spliced from 5 exons. The coding region runs from base 320 to 739 and encodes 139 amino acids. Gene Ontology annotation, biological process: transcription initiation at RNA polymerase III promoter. Lineage: Eukaryota; Metazoa; Arthropoda; Insecta; Hemiptera; Aphididae.